Messenger RNA from Exophiala mesophila, 2457 nucleotides. RefSeq lists its product as uncharacterized. Lineage: Eukaryota; Fungi; Ascomycota; Eurotiomycetes; Chaetothyriales; Herpotrichiellaceae. Gene Ontology annotation, molecular function: transmembrane transporter activity. The record is from RefSeq and is a predicted model, not a curated record. Gene Ontology annotation, biological process: transmembrane transport. The transcript has 3 exons. The coding region runs from base 624 to 2339 and encodes 571 amino acids. Gene Ontology annotation, cellular component: membrane.
AUAAUUCCUCGAUGCCUCUGUCAGUUGAUCGCAUCGCCUAGUCGGUCCCUUUUACCCUGUCGUUUCCCACCCUCACUACGCAACCUAAAUCAAUGAUCCAUCUCCACCCGUGUGAGAUAACCAGCUUCAACUUUCCAAACUCGUUCUAGCAUUUUGACUUUCAGCACAGGUAAUGCUAUUGAAUCCCGCGUGGUGAUGAUCUUGAUCCUGGUCCUGGUAACCAACGCUUGAGAACUUGGACCACUCGACUCGGUCCAUCACGACCUUCCCCCCCUGUCGCUUCACAAAUCGUCCCUCGACCUUGUGUCCACACUACGGUCGAGCUAACCGUGGUCCUUCAUCAUGGAGUCGAUCCUGUCAUGCGGUCCAUGCGAUCGACCUCACGUCCAAAUCCCAUUUAUCAGUCCGGUAUGACCAUCUUACAAGAUUUCUAAUCUUUCAUUCACCGACCUCAACCUCCACUUGACUUGUCGCCCACUGUGUGAGAGCCAUACAUUUUUAUCCAACACUGCGACACACACUCACAUCUCACCCGACUCUUCUUUACUAUAGUCGAGCGUUUACAAUACCCCAGACGUCUACCUUAGCUUGUUCCUUUUCAUGACCAAGUCUGCGCCUUCAUCAUGGCCGCAGAGCGCAAAAGCAGCGUCGUCUCUGCUGUGCACCGCAGGUCGGUAGCUGAGGAGCAUGUCACUUCCGUCCUUGCCCCAGGCGAGGUUCCUCUUCACGAUCGAGAAUACGACGCCGAUGAAGCUGCUCUUGCCGCCCUAGGUUAUAUUCCUGAAUUCAAGCGUGAAUUUUCCCUAUGGACCACCUUCUGCGUGUCUUUCGCCGUCUUGGGCCUUCUACCUUCAUUCGCCUCCACCCUUUGGUUUGGUAUGGGAUAUGCUGGCACUCCUGGGAUGACCUGGGGAUGGGUGAUUGCCAUGUGCUUCAUUCAAUGUGUGGCCUUGGGUAUGGCCGAACUUUGUUCAAGUAUGCCUACUUCCGGCGGUCUCUACUAUGCCGCAGCCGUCCUCGCACCACCUGGAUACGGCCCUCUUGCUGCUUGGAUCACCGGCUGGUCCAAUUGGUUCGUCCAAGUCACUGGCGCUCCCUCGGUUGACUACGCUCUGGCUUCCAUGAUUCUGGCUGCUGCGUCUAUCAACGAUCCCAGCUAUGUCCCUGAGAACUAUCAAGUGUUCCUCCUCACCACCCUGCUGAUGAUCAUCCAUGGCUGUAUCUCCUCCAUGCCCACACGUUGGGUUGCCACCUUCAACUCUUAUGGUAGUAGUUUCAACAUCAUGGCUUUGAUAAUUGUCAUCAUCACCAUCCCUGCCGCCACCACACGGGAGGACCAGGGUCUACCUCGUUUCACCAAAAGCAGUACCGUCUGGGGCAACUUUUACCCAGGCACCGAUUUCCCCAACGGUGUCGCCCUCCUCAUGUCGUUCAUCUCCGUCAUUUGGACCAUGUCUGGCUAUGAUGCUCCAUUCCAUUUGGCCGAGGAAUGUAGCAACGCAGCUAUUGCCGCCCCUCGCGCAAUUGUCCUGACAUCAGCCGUGGGCGGCAUCAUGGGUUGGUUCCUCCAGCUUGUCGUCGCCUACACUGUCAUCGACAUUGACGAAGUCCUGGCCUCCGAACUCGGCCAACCAUGGGCAUCUUAUCUCAUUGAAGUCCUCCCGCAAAAAACCGCCCUGGCCCUACUCUCCCUGACCAUCGUGUGCGGCUUCUCCAUGGGCCAAGGCUGUAUGGUGGCAGCAUCACGAGUCACGUUCGCAUACGCACGAGACGACUGUUUCCCAUUCUCCAACCUCUGGAAACAAGUCAACCCGGUGACCAAGACGCCCGUCAAUGCCGUGUGGUUCAACUGCGUGAUCGGCAUUCUUCUGGACUUACUCCUCUUCGGCGGUACAGCCAUCGACGCCAUCUUCAGUAUCGGUGCCAUUGCCGCCUUCGUUGCCUUCACCAUCCCCAUUACCAUCCGCACCUUUUUCGUCGGAGACCGAUUCCGUCAAGGCCCGUGGCAUCUAGGGAAAUGGUAUUUUCCCAUUGGAUGUGCCGCGACGUGCUUCACCGUUCUGAUGAUCCCGAUUCUAUGUCUCCCGCCCGUGACAGGAAGCAAUCUCGAUGCCUCUUUGAUGAACUGGACCUGUCUCGUCUGGGGUGGGCCCAUGCUGAUGGUUUUGAUCUGGUGGGUGGUCGACGCGCAUAAGUGGUUCAAGGGCCCCAAGGUCAAUAUUCAGCAUCAAAUGCUAGGAGCCGAAGGGAAUGUCAUCGACGCCAAGGAUGCCAGUUCCGAUUCUGGUAUCGAUACCAAUCCUGGGCCCAAGGAUAUUGAGGCCAGUAAGUUGGUUUGAAGCGUGGUACAGUUCAAGUUGGAUGAUGAAUCUAUGGUCUUAGGAGAAUAGUCUAACCACCUACCCGUUAGGGGGGCUGCAUGUAGUUGAAUUACUAUCACAAGUGAUAACAUAAGAA